Messenger RNA from Penicillium lagena, 1650 nucleotides. Its product is annotated as Engulfment/cell motility ELMO. Gene Ontology annotation, cellular component: plasma membrane. Lineage: Eukaryota; Fungi; Ascomycota; Eurotiomycetes; Eurotiales; Aspergillaceae. The record is from RefSeq and is a predicted model, not a curated record. The transcript has 2 exons. Gene Ontology annotation, biological process: actin filament organization; cell motility. The coding region runs from base 1 to 1650 and encodes 549 amino acids.
AUGUCCAUCCUCGUCUCGGUCGUCUCGCAUCCGUACUCCGACAGCCACAUGUCGCAGGCGGGCCUGUUCGGCUUCCGCGCCCUGAAACCCGCCAUUGCCAUCUACCCGCAGUUCUUGGAGAUGCUCGUCAGUCGCCUGUCCUCUGCCGACCACGCCCUGUGCGCCAAUGCGCUCCAACUGAUCAAUUCCCUCAUGCGCGACUCCAUCACCCACGAUUCGGAGGCGGAGUGGCCCAAGUUCAUUCAGAAACUGCAGGAUCUGGGUGUGAUUCGAGCCGUCUAUGUCCUCAUGCAGGAUUCGGCGCUCCAGGACCUUGCACAUCCGUUACUGGAGUUUCAAUCUCUCACCAAAGUGCUGCUGCGGAAGUGGCGAGAUAUCCCCGUGAACCAGGAGAAGCCCGAGCAUCGCCGGGCAUUGAAGGGAGUCUAUCUCGCCAGCAACCCGGAUAGGAGCACUGAUGAGAAACCGGAGAAUGCAGACGAGACGAAACGCUCCCGUCGACAUCAUCCCGACAAGUGGCGGCGACUGGGCUUUGAGACGGAGGGUCCCACCGCGGAAUUCUAUGAAGUGGGCUAUCUGGGCAUGAUGGACUUGGCGGACUACGUACGCAGCCAUCAAGAUGAGUUCCAGAAGAUGCUCCUGGAACAGUCGACCAAGCCCGCACGCCAACGAUGUCCGAUUGCCCGCGCGUCGCUGGCUGUCACGGCGAUCCUGUACGAACAUUUCGAAGUGGAUAAGUCCGAGAUGGAGGAUGCUAAGAGUUAUUUGAUCAUGGAAUCGCGCACCAGCAUGGACAAAUUGUUCAAGCCACUGCUCCUUCAUUGGACGCGGCUGCAUGUGGCCGGACUGCAGGGCUUUUUCCGCCUGUGGAAAGCUACGGCGGCCGAGUCGGAGGAUCUGGACAAGAUCAUCGAGUUGGUCCGCAUCCUCAUCGAAUCCGUUGUGGGUGGCGCAGCCCGAACCAAAGAUGUCCAGGACGUCGAGAAAGAGCUAGCCGACUUUGAGUACCAGCGAUUGCGAGAGCUGCAAAUGGAACUUCUGGAACUGACGUACGAAGAUGCCUGGGGACAGCACCUACGGCAGGUGCGCGAGGAACUCCAGCAUGAAGCCCUCCAGUUUGUCAAGGAACAGCGCAUCCGAUGCUUGUUGCAAGGCGCAUGGUUUUCCCUCGACGCAUCCAAGAGCGAGUCCGUUGAUCUCUCAAUUGUUUCCUCGGUGGUGUCCAACGUAUCCACUGCCCCGGACCACUCAUCUUCGUCCACCGUCAAGACGGCGCCGCGCCAGCCCUCGACCAAGAUCACUAUUCACGGCUAUGUGCAGUCCUCGACUUCCACGGCCCACUCCAAGGGCCAGGGCCAUACGCGGUCGGGAAGCAAGACAACGCAGAAGGAGGCCGUCCUCCUCACCCUGCGGCCUUCGUCGCACAGCAUAGCGUCGGAAUGGCUGGACGGGUUGCUGAUGCUGCUCAACCAGCAGCCCAUCACGGCCGAGACGACCAAGCUGAUCGACCUGGUCAGCAACUACGGCCUGAAGAUCCGGCUGCUCAACGUUCGAUUUGACGACGCCGCAUUUGCGGGUGAAGCACCGCGGGAGCCCUCGCGGCAGGACCUGGACGAGGAUUACUACUAUGAUGUGUUUGGCGGCGCUUGA